AUGCAGCUAAGCAAGGCUCAGCCUUCGCCAGGGAAAGCUCUGGACUGCAAUCACAUCAAACCUACCACUGCAGGAGGCAGUGGAGAAGUGACAAAGGUCCCUGCUACUGCUUCCACCAGUCACUGUCUUCUGAAGAACUUUCAGCUGCUGAACAGACAUGCAGUUAACAUGACCUCCACAAGUCAUGAAGGCACAGGACUGCUGUAUUUCUUCUUCACUGCUGCACUGUACCCUUGCGGAUCUCAUGACUUGUUCUUUCCCGUCCUCUUCAGCCAGCUUGUGAAUAAUAAUGAGCAACUUGUUCUUGGAAGAUAUGGUGAAGAUGUAACUCUCCCGUGUCCAUUCACAAGUGCAUCUAACGUUGUAAUUCACUGGAAAAACCAGGAUAAUCCUGUUCACACUUACUACAGUGACAUGGACCAUUUGGAAACACAAUAUCAUAGAUAUGCAAACAGGACAUCCCUCUUUCAUAGUGAAAUACACAAUGGGAAUGCCUCUCUAACUAUCAGAAGAUUGAGCCUUCUGGAUGAAGGAAUUUAUACCUGCUAUGUGGGAACAAACAGUGGACGUACUGACCUAAGAGUGGUGCUAAAAGUGGGAGCUUUCCACACACCUUUAAUGAAAUAUGAACAAAGGAACACAGAGAGCUUUCUGGAAUGCAGUAUCCUGAGUGUUUAUCCUCAUCCACGUAUCACAUGGAAAAUGGACAAUGCACAUAUCUCUGAAAGCAAUUCAGAAGUAAUUGGGACUCUGGGUCCUUUUUAUAUUAAAAGUAUGCUGAAUAUUACAGGAUUAAACUCAUCUUUUGAGUGUACUAUUGAAAAUUUACUUCUCAAUCAAGCAUGGAGAGGGAAGUGGACAUUGGCAGGUAGUAGUCAUUGGAUGAAUCAAAGUGAGUCCAUUUCCCUCUGGUGUCCAGCCAGCAGCAAUUUUUCUCUCCAAAAUCAAGACUUCCUUGUUACUUGGUCCAGGGUAGAAAACGGGAUAUAUUCUGUCUUGGAUUGGCAUCUGAACUCUUCACAGGACACAACUACUAAUAACCCUCGAUUCUCAUGGAAGAAAGAGCUAAGAAAUUACAGUGACUUCCCCAUAACACUGAAGCAUCUUCGUGCUUCAGACAGUGGAGAAUACUUGUGUAAUGUUUCUUUGACUGGGUAUACAUUACUCACAGUACACAGGCUGCAUGUAGAAAUGGACCCUGUCCCUAUUGAUGAAAGUGUUAAUAAUGGUAAUAACUCCAAUGGAAAUGACAUAAGGCAUCAUUUUCUUCAUAGACCUAUUCUCAAUGGAAAGAUAAAACUAAAGGAAGGAAAAACAGAAGGAAGACACCAAUGUGGAACUGAAGUCUAA
This is a messenger RNA of Phodopus roborovskii (desert hamster), 1350 nucleotides long. It is a transcript of the gene Hhla2, whose product is annotated as HERV-H LTR-associating 2. The record is from RefSeq and is a predicted model, not a curated record. The transcript has 6 exons. Lineage: Eukaryota; Metazoa; Chordata; Mammalia; Rodentia; Cricetidae. Bases 1 to 1350 code for a protein of 449 amino acids.